Xyrauchen texanus (razorback sucker) is the source of this 1130-nucleotide messenger RNA. RefSeq lists its product as uncharacterized. The transcript is spliced from 4 exons. The record is from RefSeq and is a predicted model, not a curated record. Bases 302 to 949 code for a protein of 215 amino acids. NCBI's taxonomy places the organism in Eukaryota, Metazoa, Chordata, Actinopteri, Cypriniformes, Catostomidae.
GCUCGCUGCUCGAUUAAACGGGUAACUGCUGCGCAACCAUCAAACCAUUCCAGGAAGGACGAGCCGGAAAAACUGACGACAGGUUGUUUAUUUUCUAGUUGAACGCGGUUGGAAAUAGGCCCUACCUGAAUUAAACGGACAAAUUCGAUUUGAACAUAGAAAAAACAUAGUUUAAUUUUCAAAAUAAUGCCACAGCGCUCGUCUUGUGGGAGGGUUUAGUAUCUGCGACAAGUAACUCUCGUCAUCUAUACACCUGCGACAGUUUCCGAAUUCGGCUCACCUUCCUCUUUCAGACACCAUCAUGAAGUUACCCUUGCUGUUUGGGUUUGCCUUGGUGUGCAGUGUUGGCAUCGCUGGCUACAUCCACUUCAGGCGCAAGCAGGAGAUCAACCUGAGUAAACAAGUUUCUUUUCUAGAUAUUAAGUUCAGAGUGUCAAGGGAUGUUCUGGGAGAAUAUCAUGAUCAGUUGACUCAAUCCAACUCACUGCUGGACAAGGUGAAGCAAGAGGUGGAGAAUCUAACCAAAGAGCUCUCUGAAGCCAAGACCUUGGUAGAGAAGAAAAUAGCUGAAGUAGAUACCUGUAAAGGAGACCAGAAACGAAUCACAGAUGAAAUAGCUGCUUCACAGACAGAGAAGACAAAUACCCAGAAUGAGAUUGUCAAGGAGAAGUCCGAAUUGAGCGAGGAGAUAUCUUCUCUAAACAGAAAAAUGCAGGAGUAUAGCAGUCUUUGUGAAUAUAUUGACAGGACAUCUGAAGAGGGAAGGAAACUGUGUGGCAUAACUGAACAACCAAAGGCUGAGGAACCCAAGGCUGUGGAACCCAAGGCUGUGGAACCCAAGGCUGAGGAACCCAAGGCUGAGGAACCCAAGGCUGAGGAACCCAAGGCUGAGGAACCCAAAGCUGAGGAACCCAAAGCUGAAGAACCCAAAGCUGAAGAACCCAAGUAGUUGUGGCAUUAGUAAAAAGUGCAAGUGUUUUGUGUGCGAGAGAAAAAGAGAUAUUGUAUUGGGGGAAUUAGCUAAACCUGACUGCCUUGCCUGGGUUGAUCUGCAGCAUUCCUUAAGCAACCCUGAAAGGGCAAGGACACAAAAUUAGCGAUAUAUAUAUAUAUAUAUAUAUAUAUAUAUA